Molecule: messenger RNA, 909 nt
Organism: Nymphaea colorata (pocket water lily)
Lineage: Eukaryota; Viridiplantae; Streptophyta; Magnoliopsida; Nymphaeales; Nymphaeaceae
Product: calcium-binding allergen Ole e 8-like
Exons: 3
Coding region: 475-837 (120 amino acids)
Molecular function (GO): calcium ion binding
Source: RefSeq, a predicted model, not a curated record
UUAUCCCUCUGCGGCUCUGCCCUCUCUCCAACUUCUCCUUCUCUUCUCCCGUUAUCCCUCUGGCUCUCUGCCUCUCUCCAACAUCUCCUUCUCUUCUCCUGUUAUCCCUCUGGCUCUCUGCCUCUCUCCGACUUCUCCUUCUCUUCUCUCGUUCUCCGUCUGUGAGUGACUGAAACUUUUCCUCCAUUGUGAGUUUGCAACCCUAACGGCCUACCGCCUAACCUUUACUCGUCCGCGGACCACUUCCUUCAUCCUUCAAGCCUUCAAGGUCAACCGGCUGCUCUGCUCUGCUUUCAGCCCAGGGUUCCUGCGUGUGUAAGUUCCUGUUGAAGAUUCCUGCUUGUCUAUGAUCUGGAGUUUACCGUGGACCAUAAGCUUGUUGUUGUCAGCAAUGGAGACUUACUUUAUCAGACGCUCUUCGAGAGGUUCGACAGCAACCGCGACGGCCGGAUCGACCUCGACGAGCUGCGGUCGAUGCUGCGGCUGGUGGGGAUCGACCCGGGGCGCCGGGAAUUGGAGAAGGUCCUCGGCGUCGUGAGCCUCGACCUCGAGAACUUUGCGGCGAUGUGUGAGGAUGCAGCCGGCACCGCAAAUCAAGAGGGAGGCAGCGACAACGGUGACGACGGCGAGAGGGAGCUGAUGGAAGCGUUUAAGGUGUUCGACGAGGAUGGGGAUGGGUUCAUAUCGAGCAAGGAGCUUGGGAGGGUGCUGGUGAAGUUGGGGCUGUGGAAGGAAGAGGAUGGGGAUUGCAUGGAGAUGAUCUCCAAGUUUGAUUCCAAUGCAGAUGGACGGCUGGAUUUUCCGGAGUUCAAGGACAUGAUGCAUAGAUCCUUGUGAAUAUUCUGAUUGCUUGUUGUAAAUACAUUUGUUUAUUAUCCAUUCAUUCUUUCUUUAUUCUUUCUUUCAAUU